AUGCCCUCCAUGGCGCCCGCCCUGCCAGAACCACAUGUGCUGAACCAGAUUAUCAUCUCACCCUCCGACACCGAUUACCUGGAUCAGUUGAUACCUUCAAUCCGCGAGUACAGUGUGGGGAAUCGAACCCCGCAGUUACUCCAAUCCCUAUCCAAAUUUGCAAGUGAUAAAGAAGCAGAGAUUGAGAGGAUCUGCAACACAAAUCAUCAGGAGUUUGUCUCAUCGGUCAACUCGUUACUUCGAAUUCGGGAAGGCACGGUCUCCUUAACAGCAGAGAUCCUUGACCUUAAUCAAUCAAUCCAGACAAGCACGGAGCGACUGGCCGAACAGAAAAAAGCUUUGGUAGAAUCACGGGGUCAUCGUCAGAAUAUCGAUGAAACUUCGAGGGCGAUUCAAGAUUGCCUGGAGGUGCUUCGACUUGCGAACCAAGUCCAUGACCUAUUGGCAAAGAAGAACCAUUAUGCAGCCUUGCGCGCCCUGGAAGAGCUUCAGAAUGUUCAUCUCAAAGGUGUGACUCAAUACAAGAUUGCUGUCAUGAUUCAACGCUCGGUGCCGGCCACCCAGCGUGCGAUCGCCGAGGCGGUCAUGUCGGAUUUGAACACCUGGCUGUAUCGUAUCCGCGAGAUGUCACAAUACCUGGGAGAGAUCGCGCUCUUUCACACCGAUCAGCGUAAAUCAAGACUCAAACAGAGAGCGGAGAAGGUUCCGUACCUUGAGCACUUCAAUUUGAACUCUGCCAUCGAACUGGUAGCCGACGAGGACGAGGAAUAUGACCUACUUGAGAAUGAAGAUUUGCAGGUGGAGUUCACUCCAUUAUUUGAGUGUUUGCAUAUCCACCAAUCCUUGGGCCAAAUAGACAAGUUUCGAAUCGAAUAUGCCAACACUCGUCGCCGCCAAAAGGAUCUUUUAACGCCACCUUCCAUCACUCUCAUAGACGAGGAUGGGGCUAGUCUUCACAAUCUUCUUGAAGAAAUGGCCGGCUUUGCAAUUGUUGAACGAGCCACGAUAAAAAGAGUGCCUGAUUUGAGAUCGUCUGUUGAUAUCGAUGAGCUCUGGGACUCAAUGUGCCAGGCGGCUGUAGGCGUGAUAUCCAAGGCCCUUCCUGAAGUGGACAACGCCGAAAACAUUCUCAAAAUCAAGAACUUGAUUGCUUUGUUCAUGCAGACCAUGAAUACUUGGAAUUUUCCUGUCCGCGUCUUUGAUGACUUCCUCUUGAAGCUUUUCGAGAAAUAUGCGGAGCUCUUGAAGAGGAGAUUUAGCGAUGAUUUCCAAGAAAUUGUAUCAACGGAUGACUACAUGCCGAUGCCUAUCCAAACUCUAGAAGAAUACGACAAGGUGCUCAAUGUGAGCUGGUAUAGUCCAGAAAAGCCUCGUGAGGAGCAGGUAUUUCCCUGUAUUCUCCCAUUCUCGAGGAUGUAUCCACUGUGCUGCAUCGACAUACGAAACUUCUUGAACCAAUUUUACUUCUUCGCAAAUGAUGAUUUUUCACACCCGAAUGUCAUUGAUGAGACGUUAAAGGAUGCGCUGGACGACCUCCUUUCGCGCAAGGUGUGCGAUACCCUAGUUGAACGUCUUUCCUCACAGUACCUAGGACAGAUUGUUCAAAUUCUUAUCAACUUGGAGCACUUCGAGUCAGCCUGUCAUGAGCUCGAGUUGCUUCUCGCAGCCGCAAGAUCUCAGAACUCGACGGGUACAUCCAUUACUCUACGAGCAACGGAAAAGUUCCGGAGUAAUAAAAAAUCAGCGGAGAAGCGCAUUUUUGAAGUUGUCAACUCCAAAAUUGACGAUCUUAUCGAAACAGCAGAAUAUGAAUGGAUGUCUCCGACUGCCCCAAGUGAACCUAGUAACUACAUGCAGACACUGACUCGGUUCCUCUCUAACAUCAUGAAUUCCACCCUACUUGGGCUCCCAACCGAGAUUAAAGAACUCAUUUACUUUGACGCUCUCAGUCAUGCAGCAAACAUGAUUCUGGUAUGUGUCUUAGGGCGUUUCCUCCCUCCAAUCCGUUCCAUCGAUCGAGCUGACGAGUUACAAAAGGCGCAACCGCUGGCACCGGAGGUCAGGACCAUCAACCCCAAUGGUGUAAUGGCGCUGGCAAAGGAUGUAGAGUACUUGGCUCAGUUUGUGGACAGUCUCAAUGUUCCCAUUCUGCGUGAGAACCUCGACGAACUCCAGCAGACCGUGCAGUUGAUGCAAGCAGAUAAUGCGGAUGAAUUUUAUGAUAUCUCAACCCGAAAUAAGAAGUAUGGACGAGUCGAUGCUAUGCAGGGGCCUGUUUUGCUAGAGAAGCUCACGAGGACGGUCCAGGCCCCUAGCAAGGUGGACAAAUUCGCGACGCUUUCUUCUCGUUUCAAAAAGAAUUAG
Messenger RNA from Penicillium verhagenii, 2364 nucleotides. Its product is annotated as Rab GTPase-binding exocyst subunit SEC15. The record is from RefSeq and is a predicted model, not a curated record. The transcript is spliced from 8 exons. Gene Ontology annotation, biological process: exocytosis; Golgi to plasma membrane transport; intracellular protein transport. The coding region runs from base 1 to 2364 and encodes 787 amino acids. Gene Ontology annotation, cellular component: membrane; exocyst. Lineage: Eukaryota; Fungi; Ascomycota; Eurotiomycetes; Eurotiales; Aspergillaceae.